Messenger RNA from Haliotis rubra (blacklip abalone), 2685 nucleotides. RefSeq names its product insulin-like growth factor-binding protein complex acid labile subunit. Gene Ontology annotation, biological process: toll-like receptor signaling pathway; immune response. The transcript is spliced from 2 exons. The coding region runs from base 95 to 2551 and encodes 818 amino acids. The record is from RefSeq and is a predicted model, not a curated record. Gene Ontology annotation, molecular function: protein binding; transmembrane signaling receptor activity. Lineage: Eukaryota; Metazoa; Mollusca; Gastropoda; Lepetellida; Haliotidae. Gene Ontology annotation, cellular component: membrane.
ACAGACAGCCAGAGUUCUGUUAUACGCUGGUCUAUGUAGAGAACUUGUCUGAGGUCGAAACUAAUUGGCAGUGUGCAGGAGGAACUAUUUCAUUAUGGAAGCUCUGAUUGGAAUUCUUAUGAUGGUUGCAGUGAGGAUCUCCAUAGUCAACGCUCACAUCUGUACCUUCCGUGAUCAACAUGACGGACUGUUUGUUGACUGUAGAGGGAGACAACUCCAGCAUGUUCCCGAUGACCUCCCAAUGAACAUGACCUUUCUUGACAUCAGUGAGAAUCGGAUAACUGCUGUGAGAAACAGGACUUUUCAACACUUUAGCUGUCUUAAGUACAUAAACCUGAACAAUAAUUCGCUUACCACGAUGGAGCCUGAUGCCUUCGUUGGUGUACUCAGCCUGACCAAACUCCUUCUUGCUAGCAACAAACUCUCACAUCAAAGUGAUUCUUUACCUGAAGGACUUUUCCGUGACCUCGGCAACUUGCAUACGCUCAAUCUACAGAAUAACAAGAUGUAUGAAUAUCCAGAUUUGGUGUUAGCUCCCCUCACCGAGCUCCACAACCUGUACAUAGACCCAGUUCCAGAUGCUGUAUUUGGACCUGAAUUCUCCAAACUGACAAAUCUUAAAGUUCUCAACAUGGACAAUGGCCACUGUUCUUUAGAAACAUUAAAAAACGAAACAUUUCGAGGUUUAAAUGGAACAAAACUUGAAGUACUACUUCUAAAUCAUUGUCAUCAUUUAACCUCUUGUCAGGCUGGUGUUCUUGAGCCUUUGUCCCACCUAAGACAUCUGGAACUAACAAACAACGGAAUCGGUAUCCAUAAGGUUUUACGUCUUCUUUAUCCCUUUGUUGGAAGGAGCAUGACAAGAAUAUGGUUGAACAACACAUUUAAACGCCAAGGGGUUCACGUCAAGGAAGAUCUGGAAGAUCGCAUGAUUACAGAAUAUAGCACACGUUUUUUGGCUCAGAUUUGUGUUUCAGAGUUGUCCUUAAAGGGUAACCGGAUAAGUUUAAUUGAAGCAGGUUCUAUCAACAAGUCGCCAAUUCGUGAAUGUAUGGAAGUGGUCAUUCUCUCACAAAACUGUAUCAUUGGAGAUGGAAGAUUGGUGUUUUUAGCUGCACUGUUCUCAAAACUGAGACAUCUCGACGUAAGCCAUCAACACCAUGUAGCCGAUGAAACCGUAAACAUAUGGGGACAGUCAGAAGGGAUAAAAAAGGCUAACAUUACCCUGAUGCUUCCCCCAAACCUUCAAUAUUACGACGCAACAGACACUUUCAUGUCAACAAAUACAUAUGAUGAAGUCACGUUUAGAAACACCGAAAAUCUUCACACGGUGCGUUUUGGAUACAACCAACAACAUAAUAUUGUUCGCGUGAAAGGGUUGGAAAAUGUCAGUCAUGUUGACUUAUCUGGAAACAAACUUGGCAGUGUUAGUGACGACUUUUUUAAGUCAUUUUCAAACGUCAAAUCAUUAUCUUUGAAAGAUUGCAACUUACAAUUUGCCAACGACGUGCUAAAAGCUCGGAAUAUGUUCGGUGCCCUCAAACUGAUGGAAUAUUUGGAUCUUUCAUUAAAUAACCUUCAGCUAUUUCCAUUCAUCCUAAAUCAAAAUAGAAUCAUUCAUCUCAUUCUUUCGCAAAACAAAUUUGACACAAUUCCCAUUGUGACAGAGAAUUUCCCAAGCCUUAUUCUUCUGAACAUGUCAUUUAAUAUGAUAGGACACUUGGACAGGUUUACACGAUCUGACUUGGAUACCUCGGCUGCAAGGAACAGUCUGAAAGUCGCAUUUGAUGGCAACAUCUUUUCCUGUGGCUGUGACACUCUGGACUUUAUACUGUGGCUGAUGGACACACCAGUAGUCUAUGAGUCUGACAGGAAUUUCGCUUGUAUUCAGGACAAUGGACAAAUGACAGGAACUGCUGAGGUUGCUGUUGAAUACAUGCGCAUCUACCGUUAUUGUACUGGCAAAUGGAUCCUCACCCUCACAUUCACAUGUUUGGUUGUCUUUUUGACAUCGACCAUAACAAUAUAUCUAAUUUCCAAGAACCCAACCAGAUGCAGAAACAUUCUCAUGAUGACACUAGGGUUUGGCGGCAAGUAUCUAACUCAAAAAGAUUUUUCUUUCAAGCUCUACAUCGGAUAUUGUGAAGCUGACAUUGCAUUUGUCUAUCGGAGACUUCGGCCUGCAUUAGAGCUGUGUAAACACCCUGUGCGUCUCUUCCUAAAAGAUCGGGAAGUACUUCCGGGUCAUGACAUUGCUGACGGAAUUAUAGAAGGUGUCCAUAAAAGUUGGAAGACCGUUCUUCUUGUAUCAUCUGACUUCCUCGAAGAUGACUCUGCGUGGUCACAUUUUACCACCAAAGCAGCAAUAUACUCUGCGAAUGCUCUCAUUCAGAACCGGAUACUGAUCCUACUGAUGGGUGAAGUCCAGGUACAGGACCUGCCUCUGUGUCUGUUAAACGUGGUUGAAGAGGAAUUCAUAAUUCAUGUUGAUGAUUACCCUGAGGCAGAGUUGUGGAAACAUCUGAGACAAACUGCAAAUCUGGAACACUAACAGCUUAUAUGGUAACCAAUAAGGUCUAAGCGUUUCAUCCGACAGUUUAAUAUUCAUCUUCUUGACAAUUAGAGGAUGUCAUGUUAUCUAUGUAUCAACUGACAGUGAGUUUCAUUUACUAGUUACAAGCAACA